AUGGUUCUUAUAUCCGGCGGGGCUUUUACGACACCUAUUACCAUGUCCGAAGCUGCACCAACACAAUUGAGUCCCGAUGGGCCAGAAAUCAAGUCUAGUCUGCUAUCAGUCUCAUCUGAAGUAGCUGGAGUAGUACCUCUUGCAACUGACUGGGCAAACGCACCCGACUCCACCAAGGCUUCCUCAGCUGUUCAAUCCAUCAUGACCCUAAUCCCAGAACAUUGCCAGCAAUAUCGGCAGUAUCCCAUCUACCGCGACGGCGACGGCAACAAAGACAAGUUUAGAUACGAGCUCAAGUACAACGUCAAGUACAAAUCUACGUACUGGUCCAAUUACAGCUUCAAUUACGAUACAACAGCCAGCACCAUGGAGCCAUUCACAGUCGUCACGCUUCCCGCUGGAGCGACGUUGGUCCCCCUGCCGGAAUACACUGCUCCUACUCCCAUAUAUAUCACAACCACAUCACCCGGAAGAACCGAGCAGACUAUCGUCCCAGUCAUCAUUCCUGUCUCAGGGCCCCCGGAGAUCUGCUUCGGCUGCUACACAACUUUUCCCCCCAACAUCCAAAUUGAUGUAUCAGGUAGCUUCUGUAUUCAACUAUUCGGCACAAAGAUUGGGAAUUGCCCCAAGGACGGCGAGGGUUCGGGAUCCAAUCCCUCCGAGCCUAGUGACCCAUCCAGUCCCGACCCCGAGCCGACCGAGCCCAAAACCGAAAAGGAGUCCUGCACAGAAACGCUCACAGCAACAUAUGAGAGCAUUUUCUGUACGGUUGUUGGAACUGCGCAGCAGGUCCCUACAGCAUGUUCAACUCAGGCAUACAGUGUGGUGACUGGUUGCACCAUCACCGCCUCUACGACGAGCACCACUACGACAGUGACAGCAGAGCCGAGCCACUUGUACUGCAGUCCAGGGUCUUGCGGUACAGGAGAAUGCCACACCAAGAGAUCCAUGAAUGUUCAUGAUUCUCAAGCAAGCGUAGCCAAGCGUGGCGAUCCUGACGAGGGAGACUGGGUUGAUAGAAGCGACUACUCAGACCAAACGCUAUUCGUCGCUGGGGAAGUCUAUGAAGCAUACACAAAUUUUGUUCAAACUGACAACAAUAUCGUCCCUAUACCCAAAAAUACAGACAUUGAGCCCGGCAUGACCACAUCCCAAGUAGUACAAUUCAACGACAAGGUUGUCUCGUUGUCCGUGCAAGGCUUAUACGGCUGCACUUCUGUGGUAGUAGUGUCACAGCGAGGCGCCUGGGCUAGUCACAUAUGGGAGGCGCCAACAUUCACUGGAAGUAUAGAUAAUUUCAGGGCAAGGGGGCUGGAUUACAUCACCAGGGGCUUGCAUGACGACAACCCUCAAUUUUCGCAGCACAAAUACGGCCUCAAAAAUCUACGCGGCAACGGUGAUCUUCCGGGAAAUCUUGGAAAGAUAUUCGGCGUCGACAAUGACGAUAUACCUGGAACACGUGCCUAUAUCCUGGCUCCACGGCCACGUGUUUGGGCUCAGACGAUAAGGGAUGAACAAGGCAAGAUCGUCGAUUUGGUGAACAUAAUGGGCAAACAUAUAAGCGACCAGGAAAUUCAGGAUCCUAACGCGAUGGCCGGAACCACCCAGUUCCCGGGACAUAAUGACCAGAUUACUCAGACAGUAAAAGCCAUUUUAGGGGAGAGUGUUCCCGUUGAGGUCAUUGAAUACUCACCGAAUGUAUUGGGCCUGGAAGACCUCAAGAAGAAUCUCCCGCCAGAGAAGAGAGCUCAUAUAUUAGGAGAUUACGACAACGCGAAAUCGCGAGGCAAAUUAUACUUGCAGUACAGGCCGGCAAGGUGCGACCGGCGUCAAGCAUCUUGGCGCCUUUGGAUAGAGGACCGAAUGGACUUGGCUGGCAGGACAGACAGCUGGGAUGCAGAAGGUGGCCAGAUGUUCGUCUCGUCGCCAAAGGGGAAAAGGGACGGGGGCAGCGCUUGUACGCUCCCUACCGGCCCAUCGACAAGUGCGUCCGUCACGACUACGGUCGACGGCCACACUGUGGUGGUGGGACCAUCUGGUACCUCUACAGUGAACGCGCCUAUUGGGUCUAAAACUCCGGGAUCCUGCACAUCUGAUACCGUCGACAAAGACUGCGGCGGGCCCAGUUUAAGCUGCACCGGCGGUUUGGUAGCCAGAUGCGAGCAGGGUAGAUGUGUGUGCAGAUUGCCCGAGUUUGCUCCUGGGUCCAAGUGCACUACGACGGAUGACUGUCGGCCAAUAUCCUUGUGUGACCCAGUGACACAGCUUGACGCAUGCGAGAACAGUCUAUGCGUUUGCAAGCCCGCUCCAACAUCGACCCGCGCUCCGGAGCCUUCAACAACAUCGACCCGCGCUCCGGAGCCUACAACAACAUCGACCCGCGCUCCGGAGCCUUCAUCAACAACAACGGCUGCUGCUUCGGCACCAACAAAAACCGAAGUCGCCCCAAGGCCGUCACCAACGGAGGCAGUGAUCAUCGGCUACCAAGCAACAUUAAUCGGAUCGGAGUUCGGCGUGGACAUGUUAAACCAAUGGGUCUUAUAUCCACAGAAUGUGAAGGAGUCUUCUGUAUCCCCAAAUUUGUGCGUGUUGAACGAUAUAGGGUCCCGACUAGAUGACUCGUACCCGUCUGGAGCCGAUGACAUACCCUGGCCAGGUAGUGUCAGUUCUGCUGGUGAUGUCUUCGGCCAUAAGGGUUGUCACUAUAUCGGUAGUGAUUCAGGUGCUGGUCGUUUUGCUUGCGAUGAUGUGAACGAGUUUGCAUGUGUCGUUGACAGUCGGAAUGGGCAAGCAGACGUGUGCGAGCUUGGAACGGCUACAAAAUGCUACCCAAAGAUCCAAUGCCUCUUCCCUGCCUAA
This is a messenger RNA of Neoarthrinium moseri, 2859 nucleotides long. RefSeq lists its product as uncharacterized. The record is from RefSeq and is a predicted model, not a curated record. NCBI's taxonomy places the organism in Eukaryota, Fungi, Ascomycota, Sordariomycetes, Amphisphaeriales, Apiosporaceae. The transcript has 4 exons. The coding region runs from base 1 to 2859 and encodes 952 amino acids.